AAAGUGCCUAUUCUAAGCUACGCUCCAAAAACCCGCCUUUCCCCAGAGAACGCGUCAUAUGACGUAACGACAGGCAAACAUAGGCGCUGCAGCCCUGGUUCUCAGUGUGGGUUUACGUAGUCUGAGAGGUGGAAACAGAAAAUAGAGAUUGUCGUUCUCGUUAUUAUAGUUAUAGUAGGUUUGAGUUGUCACAAUGGUGAAUUCUUGUGUUUGUUUUGGAUGCAACAACUCGGGUCCACCGAUUUCCAAACAAGAAACACAAAGAUUUCCGUGCUUGGAUACGUUUCGUCCAGGCAAAGAGAAGCAAUUUCGCUGCCUCCUCGUUGACAAGACACACGGUGGUAUGUGAAAAACACGUCACACCGGACAGCUACAACCAAGGAGAUCUUAUGGAAUUUCGCAUGGGAUUUCGACGAAAAGAGUGGGUUAGGCUGGCAAAUGGAGCUGUGCCAUCGGUGCAUGCAGGUCCACCUGCAAAAUCUGGCGGGAGUGAAGAGUCUAACGUUAAUGUUAGCACUAGCAGAGAAUCUGCGCGUCGAAAAAGGGAGCUUUGCACAAUUUUGGGAGAGAGUGCUGCCAGCAAAGACGGGGCGGGUGCAACUGCCACUUCAGAUCCUGAAGAUGAUGGAGAUGGAGACAUCUCUACAAUGGACCCUGAGCCAGAAGUGGUCCAUCGUGGAUCACAGAGCAACAUAAGAUGUUUACAUCGUUCAUUAGUGCUGUUGACAAGUUCAUUGUUUGCCAGAGGCAGUUGCUGUCCUUGUUCACGGUUUGCUCUGCAUGCUGCGGGGAAACCCAGGGACACAUAAUGCACCCGGAAGGAACUUUCAUAAAAGUCAAGCAGGCCUGCGGAACUUGUGGUUAUGAGCGUUACUGGCAAAACCAAGAGAAGGUGCAUCGAAACAUGCCUGCCUGCAACCUUUUACUCAGCGGUGCCAUCCACUUCUCAGGUUGCAUGGCUUCUCAGACAAUCAGGAUGCUGAAGCUGUUUGGACUGCAGUGCAUUAGUCCCGGGACUUUUUUCCGCCAUCAGCGCUAUUACACUAUCCCUACCAUCGUGCAGGCCUGGAGGAAUGAGCAGAGGGGGAUCAUCAGGGAGUUGAAGGAGACUGGGGGUGGAUUGAUCCUGUCUGGUGACUGCAGAUCAGAUUCUCCUGGACACUGUGCCAAAUAUGGUAGCUACUCCUUGAUUGAGGAUCGAAUUAACAAAGUUUUGGAUGUUCAGCUUGUCCAAAGCUCAGAAGUCCCAAGCAGCUCUUGGUGUGAGCUAGAGGGUCUAAAGCGGAGUAUGCAGUUCCUGAUGGACCAAGACAUGCAAGUGGCAGGUGGCCAAGUGGGUACGUGAGAAAAUGUGUUCAGAAGGAACAAGGCAUUUCUUUGACGUCUGGCAUAUUGGGAAAAGUGUACAGAAAGCACUGGAUGCUGCUGCAAAAGAGAGGGACUGUGAGGAUCUGAAGCUGUGGAGGCCAGCCAUCAUCAACCAUCUCUACUGGACCGCAGCUUCCACCCCUACAGGAGAUCCAGAUGAGAUGCAGGCAAAAUGUACAGGACAUACAUGAACACAGCACUCCUGCAUUUGCCAGCUGCGUACAUCCACCGUUGGAAGGAGAGGCAAGAAACAAGGAGUGGCUGGAACCAGGAUCACCAGCACCCACUAAACUGGAGAGUGUAGCUGCCAGGAAAGCACUGGUAAAGGAUAUUCGACAAUUGUCACCUCAGCAUCAGACAUUCUCCCUGGAGGCCUACCAUUCCCUCAUUCUGCACUUUGCUUCCAAACAUACUGGCUUUUCUUGGGAUGUACAGCAGGUAGUGUCAUCACUUAAAAGUAUCGAUACUAAUAAAAUUAGUUUUUUUUUUUCUUUUUUUUUCUCAAUUUCAGGAAAUGAUGACAGAAUGAAUAUGGCUAAAAACUAAUGCAGUCUUGUAUAGCAGACCAAAAUGUUAUAGAUAACAGCAUUACAUAUUGUUUGCAAAAAAAUAAUUGCAAAGAUGAGUCAUUGUCUUAGACCCAUUUGAACUGAAAACAUUAAUGUCAUAUAUUUAUGUUGCAUUUCACUGCAUUGGGUUAGCUUUGGAGACCUAAUGUUCUAACUACUUAGAAACCAUCUUACGGUUAGUAGUUUCACUUAGUUUUUCAAUAUCUUUUUUGUGUGAAUCUAUCUAUUUUUAUGUGAGUCAACCAUGUAACUAAAUGUUUUCUAAACAUUUCUCUCCUCAAGUAUACGCAACAAAUCUUAUGGUCUCUCUGGUAGAGGAAUACUGCAAGACACCGCAGGCCCUCUGCUGCACCGCCCCCCUCACCUCUUCCGUCCAGAAGGUUGCCAAGGAUGAGGCAGUCAGCCUCCAUCUCGCACGACACUCACGUUUUAACAUGUAAUAAAAGAUCAAUUUUACCAGUA
Molecule: messenger RNA, 2399 nt
Organism: Carassius gibelio (silver crucian carp)
Lineage: Eukaryota; Metazoa; Chordata; Actinopteri; Cypriniformes; Cyprinidae
Exons: 9
Coding region: 698-1345 (215 amino acids)
Source: RefSeq, a predicted model, not a curated record